AUGAGCUCCCCCUCCCAUACCCCUAUUCCAUCCCCCACCCAGUCCCCCUCCCAGUCCCGCUCCAACCACGCUGCCACCCCUCUCAGCCAGCAGCCCCAAGCCAGCUCUGGGGCCUUAGCACCUUCCCCAUCCCCUCCACGGGGGACUAAUUCCUCCCGGCCCCCCUCGCAGCCCUCUUCCCGGACCUCCUCACUGAGCCCCAGUCCUCACAUCCAGCAUGUGUCCCGAGGCCCUAACCCCACCAGCACCCCGCCUGCCUCCAAGUCUCCCUCCCAAUCUGGUUUAAAAGCUUUCUCUCAAAAUCUGCCCCUGAACCCCAGGUCUCCUUCCUACAGCCCUGCCGGUUCCGCCUCCUACAUUGGGCCCAUUCGGAACAUCCCAUCCUAUAUCACCCCCUAUGUGCCCCGCUUCCUGAAAGAGCCCCCCUUUUUCCAGCCCCCUACAGCUCCACUUCCCCAAAACCAGUGCUUUCCUUGUGACUUCCCCUGCCCUGCCCCAAAGCCCCAGAAGCCCCCUGACUCCCUCUACUUCCCCCUCCUCCCGCCACCCCCCUACUACCCCUCUGAAAACUGCUCCUACCCCACACCCCCUGCCCUGUUCACACCGCCAUCCUCCCUCUCCUACUCCCUACCCACUGAAGUCCUGCUGAAGGGGAAGCCACACGUGGUGCCCUCAGUGCUACCAGCCACCUUCUACACCCCCUUCUCCCGAUACUACUCCCAGCCCCGGGCCUACCGCUCCCUCUACCGGCACCCCAGAGCCUUCCCGCUCCCCUCUAGUUACCACUUGCAAUAUGAUGGUCCUGGGCGCUCUGUGCACUUCUAACAUGGGUUCUAGGCCUCAGA
Cavia porcellus (domestic guinea pig) is the source of this 845-nucleotide messenger RNA. RefSeq lists its product as uncharacterized. NCBI's taxonomy places the organism in Eukaryota, Metazoa, Chordata, Mammalia, Rodentia, Caviidae. The transcript has a single exon. The record is from RefSeq and is a predicted model, not a curated record. The coding region runs from base 1 to 825 and encodes 274 amino acids.